UUUUAAUUUUUGCUUUUUGUGCUUUUUGAGGAUAGUUAAUGUUUGCGAAUUCAUGUACAUAUAUGAGCGUUUGUUGCUAAGUGGCUCAUAGUUUUUUUCACCUGCCAUUAUGGUUAUCGAACUCGCGUCGUUUUUGGUGUGGGAUCGAUAGAAUCGGCGCUCGUUAAACUCGCCUGAAAUCGCGAGUUGGGUUCUGAUUUUGCGAGUUUGAAAAGAAACUUUUUUAGGACUCACCAGAUUAGGUUUUUUUGAGCUUUCGUUGAACCGAUUCAUUCACUGCUUUCGUUUUCACUGUUCAUCUCUUUUCUCGUGCUCUCGCCGUCAAUCUCAUCGUUCGAUCUCGCCUCUGUCGCGUCGUCGUUCAUCAGGUUCGCCCUCUAUCCUGUCGUCGAUCUCGCCCUCCGUCACGCUUUCCUUGUCGUCGUUCGAUCUUGCCUUCGUUCGCACCGUUCGUGUCGUCGUCGUCGAUCUCGCCGUUGCCGUCGAUCUUGCUGUCGCAGUCGAUCUCGCUGUCAUCGUCUCUGGCCGUCAAUCUCAACUGUAGAGCUCACAGGAAACGUGUCCGAUGUUUGGAAUUGAUGACAGCAGAGUAGAGAAAACCAGUGCUAAUGUUACCGUUUUAGCUGAAUGUCCGACACUUUCUGCCUUUGCUGGUUGUGCCACUAUAAAGGUUGAAGACUAUCAGACUCCUUCGAGUUCUGUUGACAAGGAUCGAGAAGCAUCUAUUCAGUUAGAUUCUCCUACUCCAAAGGUGAAAAAGGAGAUUCACGAAGUUGAUGAUCUAGAUCAUAUUGUAUUGAAAGAACGGCUAAGGAUGCUACUAACUGGGAAGCUUCCAGGAUUGUCAAAUACAGUUUUAGAGAGUAGUAAUGGAGGCUUGUUGGAAACCAUCAUGGAAGAGACUCUUAAAAACGGAGAUGACCAGAUUAAUUCUGCCAAUGGGAAAACAGCAGUGGUUAGAGACCAGUGUAAUAAUGACUUCCUAGAAGAAAUUAAUAUUUCGCCACCACUUGGAGCCACAUGUGUAUCAUCCUUCUUAACUGAUAAUGCCUCAUCUGAAUCAAAAGGAUCGGUAAUUUCAGCUGGCCUUAUAGAAGAUGGGCCUAUAUUAAAAUCCAGAGGAAUAGUCAUGCAAAUUGAUUCACAUGUGGAACAUAAUAUCAUAAACAAUGAUGGCCCAUUUAGUUCAACCUCUCCAACCUUUGUCAAAGUUAAGGAUGAACCUUGGGAUUACUGUGAAAACCUCAAUGUUAACAAGGAUUAUUUGGGUAGGAUUUCUAUCGUACUCCCAAAUUUAAAACAUGAAAGGGAAGUCCAUAAUGAAUAUCACGAUGAUCAAGUGGACCAUAUGAAGUUAAUUGAUCGACUAAAUUUUCUCAAGUCUGGAACAGAUUCUAGUUUACAUAUUUCUACAGGCUACUCAUCUUUGAAGAAAAUUCAGCCUUUUUCCUCUUUAUCGAGCCCUAUUUUUUCAAAAUCCACUAAACCUUCAAGCAUCAACUGUAGGCGCAAAAGAAAAAAAACAGCCACUGAUUCAGUUCAGGAAGCACUUGAGGAGGAUGCUCCCGGGCUCCUGCAGGUAUUGCUUGACAAAGGUGUGUUAGUUGAUGAAAUUAAGCUUUAUGGAGAGGAAGAAAAUGAUGAAACGUUGGAUGAAUCAUUUGGUGAAGAUAGCUUUUCAGAACUUGAGGCUGUGAUGGCCAAGAUUUAUUUAUUUUUUCCCUUCAAUGGGAGACAGAUUUCUUCUCAACGACACACUUUUUUAAAAUUCCCUUUAACAAGCGGCUCAAAGACUUCAAGAGCAAGUUAUUGCUUUGCUUGUCUAUUCUCACUUGUGGAGCAGACACGAUAUUUAAAAUUUCGAAAGUGGCCAGUUGAGUGGGGUUGGUGCCGAGAUUUGCAAUCGUUUAUUUUUGUUUUUGAGAGACAUAACAGGAUAGUACUGGAGCGUCCUGAAUAUGGUUAUGCAACAUACUUUUUUGAGCUGGUAGAAUCCUUACCUGUCCAAUGGCAGGUCAAGCGGUUGGUGAUUGCUAUGAAAUUGACUACAUGUAGCAGAAUUUCCAUUAUUGAGAAUAAAGAAUUGGUGGUUGGAGAAGAUUUGAGUGAAGGUGAGGCCAAGGUGCUAAUGGAAUUUGGUUGGACGCCCAGUACUGGCCUGGGAACUAUGCUUAACUACUGUGACAGAGUUGUGCAUGACAGGAAAAAUGAGGAAUUUUCUUCAGAAUGGCGAUCUAAAAUAGGGAAGUUACUGGUGGAUGGUUAUAAAGGUGGAACCAAAGUGAAGCCUAAUGUUCCGAUAAAAGAUUCUCAAAGCCCUGUCAUUGACUCAAGCUGCAGCAGGCCCAUGUCUGAUUAGAGGUUAGUUUGUGCUGGAAAGUCUUUUCCAUGUACCUUGUAUAGUAUUUAUUGAUAACCGUCUUACAGACAGCUAUUGUAGAAUAGUUCAACAUUUGUUAAAAUCCACAUUAUAUCAUUUACA
This is a messenger RNA of Vigna umbellata (rice bean), 2482 nucleotides long. RefSeq lists its product as uncharacterized. The record is from RefSeq and is a predicted model, not a curated record. NCBI's taxonomy places the organism in Eukaryota, Viridiplantae, Streptophyta, Magnoliopsida, Fabales, Fabaceae.